GUACAUGUACAGGCAUUACUACAAUACUAUACUGUCUAUGCAUGGUACAGGCAUACGUACGUACGUUACGCAACUGUUGAUCUCUCUGUAGCUGUGUUGAUCUCUUGUCUACAGUGUAUACUUAGAGCAGAAUUAUUGUGUCUGCAUGCUGCUGUUAAACAACCUUUGUGUGUGCUUUAGUGAAGUGUAAGCGUGUAUUUUUCAGGCUCCGUUAAACUGACAAGCUGAGUGUGACACAUGGCUGAGGGUCAAAGUGGAUCCAGCUCAAACCCUUCUUAUCCUAGCGGUGUUGAAAGUACCCUACCCAGUGGUAUCCCUGCCAUUUGCACAGAAGGAUCAGAUAUUGACACCGUAAUUGCCUUGGAUGAUAUUGGCAAUGCUGUUCCCUGCAGAUGUCCAUGUGGUAGUUGCGAUUUCUCACACAUUCUCCACCCUCCACCCGAUUGCCUAGUCAACCGCCAUUCUGAUAGCCGAAACUUUCCAGAAGUUGAUCUGAAAUCUAGCAAAUACGACAAGAAGCAGCUGAAUAUGGAGCUUAAAGAACAAACUCAGAGUGUCGAGAAGGAGUUUAUGGCAUUUAUAGUAGCUGUGCGCAUGUAUGCCAAAUCAAUUCCUGAUAUUGAAAGUCUCAUAAAAGAUGCUCUAGAUCUUACUGAGCAUGAACAAUCAAGUUUUGAGAAAUUGUACAGACAAUUCCGAGAAGGAGCUAACUUCAUAAAUUACGACAUUUUGUUACAUCGGCUUAGUAUCUUGAAGUUAUCAGGUACAGAAAAUGAACUCAGACGUUCUGCCGAAGCCGCAGCUGAAAGAUACGAGGCUAGUUUCAAGGAGUAUGCUCAACACCGAGUCGUUCUUGUACCUACCAUUCUGCAAGAUGCCAAUGGAAGCACCUAUUCAGUGCACAAAAAGCUAAAGAUUAAAGUUGAAGAAGAGUAUCUCAAGUUUAGAAUUGAUCGCCUUUACCAUUUCAAGAAGGUAGUGAAAACAAUUCUUAAACUGCCUCCACAUAUUAACCUUCGAGUUACCUCUGUCAGGGAAGGCUGUGUGGAAAUAUGCUUUGAGAUGAUUAGUUUGCGUGCUGAUGAAGAAUUUGACCCUACCCUAGAUAAUGUUCAAAAGCAAGAACUGUUGGCCAACAACAUCAUCCUUCUUGAAUAUGACGGUCAGGUGCCCUACUGUUGCUGUGAGCUUCUCAGUGAUGAGAGCUGCAGGGAUACAAUCAAAAAGCUUUACGAUGAUGUGUGCCAAGCUGACUACCGAAAAGAUGAACUUGAUGAUGUGGAAGAUGGCAGCCAGGAACAUACAUCAGAUUGUCCAUACAUCUCUCAGGCAAGCAUUGCAAAUGUGUGCCCAAUUGAAGCGUGUUUCUCCUGUAGAGUACGGCUUCCACGCUGCUUCAUGGAGUAUCACUCCCUCGAAUGUGAGAGAAGUACUAGCAGCUAUUCUACUUCCAAUAAUUCUGAUAUUGAGCAACUGCCAUGCUCAGAACAGACACUCAAUGUUGAGAGUAGCAAUGGGAAUCACACAUGUACACAUGCAUGUGGUGCUGAACUCAAGGUAGCAGCUGAAAGUGAGGAAACUGAUCAAAAGAUAAUGCCUUUUAGGGUUGACCAAAAUGAGCUGAAUCCACCACAUGAGCGUCUUGGGAACAAUAUAACAAAUCCUCCCGAAAGGAGGGCAAUUGGGAAUUCAGACAUUCCGUUACAUACUGGUGGCUACAUCGGACAAAAAUUGUUACCAACUACCAAUUUUUUUGUGUGGAAUAUGAAUAUCGAGAAUACGAAGGACACUGCGUAUUUUAAGGGAACAGUUAAAAAGAAGAAAAGUGAUACACACAUCAAGCCAUUUAGGAACUGGGUGAAUCCACCAUGCCAGCCUCCUGAGACACAUCUUCCUAAACUUGAUAGUCCAGACGGCCAGGCGUCCAGUCUACUUGAUAGUCUAGAGAGUCUAGACGUCCUGUUACAUACUAGUGGCUAUCGAAAACUACAGCCAGCAAAAAGUUCCAUUCAAGAUGAUCAGCUUCAGAGGGAGGACUCUGCAACAGCAGCUGGAACUGAGGAAAAAACUGACCAAAGCAUCAAGCAAUUUAGGAACUGGCUAAGUCCACCAUAUCAGCCUCCAAAGACAGAUCCUCCUUCUGAACUUGAAGAUCCAGACAUCCAGUUGCCUGAUGAAAGAAGUCCAAGUGAAAUGCCAUCUUGUGUUUGUAAGACUCCGGAGAAGAAACUUGUGGGUCCUACUCUAAAUGUUUAUGACUACCACAAAUCAAAACUGUCAAAUACUCCAUCUUUGUUGAAUCAACUCAAGAUCUCUGGGGACGCACAAGCCCUUAUUCAGCGAAGUGAUGAGGAAGGAAUCAUAGAAAAUUGCAGCUUUCUGAAGAAACUUUGUUUCUUUCUGCUGAUAUCUGCACUCAUUAUAUUACAUGCUCAACUUGGUACAUCUGAUAGACGCCAUGGAAACACUAUGUCCAUACUGAAUGAAAGCGUUCUUCAAUCUCAUUCUAUAAGCUUGCGACCGAGUCCUUUCUAUUGCGAUUGGAUAAAUAUACCUUUCAUACAUUUUAUAAAUAUGAACUGCCGUUCAAACAAUCUCUCUGAGUCUUGCUGUAUGUGGACAAAGUUAUUCAAUCUGAAUCCCGUAUUGACACUUUUCAAGAACGCAACAUCUACCAUAGAGGUGAACACAUGUGCUUGUGCCAACUACAAAACACAAUGCAGAUUAAAACAAAGCCCUAACCCCGAAUUAACACUUUUCGUUUUCGAGAACUCAACGUCUACCAUGGAAAUGAACACGUAUGCUUGUGCCAACUACAAAACACGAUGGAGAUUAAAACAAGGCCCUAACCCCGAAUUGACACUUUUCGUUUUUGAGAACUCAACGUCUACCAUGGAAAUGAACAAGUAUGUUUGUGCCAACUGCAAAACACAAUGCAAAUUAAAACAAUGCCCUAACCCUAAUCCCGUAUUGACACUUUUCGAGAACUCAACGUUUACCAUGAGGGUGUAUACGUAUCAUGCUUAUGCCAACCAAUUAAAACAAGGGCCUAACCCCGAAUUGACACUUUUCGUUUUCGAGAACUCAACAACUACCAUGGAAAUGAACAAGUAUGUUUGUGCCAACAAAAAAACUCGUUGCAAAUUAAAACAAUGCCCUAACCCUAAUACACUUUUCGAGAACUCAACGUUUACCAUGAGGGUGUAUACGUAUCAUGCUUGUUCCAACCAAUGCAGAUUAAAACAAGGCCCUAACCCUAAUACACUUUUCGAGAACUCAACGUUUACCAUGAGGGUGUAUACGUAUCAUGCUUGUUCCAACCAAUGCAGAUUAAAACAAGGCCCUAACCCCAAAUUUAGACUUUUCGUUUUCGAGAACUCAACAUCUACCAUGGAGGUGUGUAUACGUAUGUAUGCUUAUGCCAACUGCCCUAACCCCGAAUCGACACUUUUUGCUUUCGAGAACUCAAUGUCUACCAUGGAAAUGAACAAGAAUGUACGUCAGGAAGGCACUGCUUUCCCAUUGUCCUAA
Halichondria panicea is the source of this 3531-nucleotide messenger RNA. RefSeq lists its product as uncharacterized. The record is from RefSeq and is a predicted model, not a curated record. The coding region runs from base 238 to 3531 and encodes 1097 amino acids. The transcript is spliced from 18 exons. NCBI's taxonomy places the organism in Eukaryota, Metazoa, Porifera, Demospongiae, Suberitida, Halichondriidae.